GAACAUGUAACGUGCUGCGACUAAUAGAGCAGAAAGACAAUGAAGAGGUUAACCACACCUUUGAAAGCGGACAUCUCUUCAGUAGCCUCUUGACCAGCUUUGUUGCGCAUUAAAAUGCGCCCGGCAGAAGAGGAGUUGGAUGAUGAACUUUCUGCGCUCGCGUUGACAGACAGUUUCCAGUGAGCUUUUCGCUGAGUGCUCCGCCAGAAAACAAGGACCUCCUAUGUAUUUGAGAAAUAAUCCAACUCGGAGUCGGCUGAGCUCUUCAGUGCUUUAAACUUCGCUGGUGAACCUCCUGGAGGAUUUGCUGCGUUCACCAUGACGGUUCGUCUCUCGCGGAUCCAGCUGGCCCUGUUCUUUAUCUUGCUCUGCCCGGUCAAUAUCAUCGGACUGUGGUGGGCCGUGGGCAGUCCCCUGGUCAUGGACCCCAACAGUAUUUGCAGGAAGGCAAAGCGGCUGGCGGGGAAGCAAGCCGAGCUGUGCCAGACUCAGCCAGAGAUCGUCAGUGAGGUGGCCAAAGGAGCCAGGCUUGGGGUCAGGGAGUGCCAGUACCAGUUCAGGUACCGCAGGUGGAACUGCACCAGCCACAACAAGUACUUUGGCAAAAUACUGCAGCAAGACAUCCGGGAGACAGCGUUCGUGUAUGCCAUCACAGCGGCUGGUGUGACCCACGCUGUGACCCAGGCCUGCAGCAUGGGAGACCUGCUGCAGUGUGGAUGUGAAGCGACCAGGAACAGAGCACCUCCAAGGCCACCUUCAGCCUCCUCCUCCUCUGGGGACGGAGUCAAGUGGGAGUGGGGGGGCUGCGGGGAUGAUGUGGAGUUUGGAUAUGAAAAAUCGAAACAGUUUAUGGAUGCCAAGAGGAGACGGGGCAAGAGCGACAUCAGGACACUCGUUGACCUGCACAACAAUGAGGCGGGGCGACUGGCAGUGAAGCUCUACAUGCGGACAGAGUGCAAGUGCCAUGGACUUUCCGGCUCAUGCACCUUGCGCACAUGCUGGAAAAAGAUGCCUCAUUUCCGGGAGGUUGGGGACCGCCUUCUGGAGCGCUUCAACGGCGCCUCCAAGGUGAUGGGCGGCAACGACGGCAAGACUCUCAUCCCCGUUGGCCAGAACAUAAAGCCGCCAGAUAAACAGGAUCUGAUUUAUUCGGAUGAGUCACCUGAUUUCUGUGUUGCAAACAGAAAAACUGGUUCGCUGGGGACGCGUGGUCGCAUGUGCAACAGCACAGCCAUGGACAUCAGCGGGUGUGACCUGCUGUGCUGCGAGCGCGGCUACCGGGAGGAAACAGUGGUGUUCGAGGAGAACUGUCUUUGUCGUUUCCACUGGUGUUGUGUGGUCCAGUGCAAGAAAUGCUUGGUCCGAAAAGAGCUUAGUCUCUGUCACUGAUGAACUUCUGAACAGGGGUGGAGAGUUUGACUUGGUUUAUAUAACUUCUGCUACUUUUUGUGGUUUGUGAUGUAGCUUGGUUAGCAUGAGAGAAGGAGUUUGACUUUCAUGGUGUUCCACCUGUUUCUGUUUUUGCACCAGUCGCACGUAGAUAAUGUCCAAAACAAUUGUUUAUCCCAGUCGAUGGAAUCACCUGGGAAUGAAAAGGCAGAAGAGACAACAAGAAGCAGAUUAAAAGUGUAAGAAACAACUGAUAUUUUUUGAACUACCUAUUCUUUUUUUGUUAAUGAAAAUGGACCAAAGAGGAAACUUUCUCCCACCCCAUCUCAUCCCAUCCUGGAAUAUGGGGGCCCACAUGCACCAUGUACUCUGAAGUUCACUUCCACCACCAAUUCACUAGUUUAGCUCAUGUAAUAUGCUAUCUUUCAGACGUGAUUGAGGCAGCAAUACUACAUAUAGAAUUACCUCAUGCUGAUGUCUGCUAAGGCCUCCCCCUGUUUAAUCAUGUUUUCAUGCUGCCCAUUUCAAUACAGUGAGUAUGCAGGAUAGGAGGAUCAAAAACACCAUUCAAAACUAUGGGUCCUUUGUAGAUCAGAUAAAGCUGAAAUUUCAUCACUGUUGCCAAGUUUUUUUUUUACAGCCUUAUUAGCCACAGCUAGCUAGAUAUGAAGCUAAAAAUGCUAAUGAGUCACCUGAAAA
Cheilinus undulatus (humphead wrasse) is the source of this 2088-nucleotide messenger RNA. RefSeq names its product wingless-type MMTV integration site family, member 6b (gene wnt6b). The transcript has 4 exons. The record is from RefSeq and is a predicted model, not a curated record. Bases 319 to 1389 code for a protein of 356 amino acids. Gene Ontology annotation, biological process: canonical Wnt signaling pathway; cell fate commitment; neuron differentiation. Lineage: Eukaryota; Metazoa; Chordata; Actinopteri; Labriformes; Labridae. Gene Ontology annotation, cellular component: extracellular region. Gene Ontology annotation, molecular function: cytokine activity; frizzled binding.